This is a messenger RNA of Drosophila busckii, 3471 nucleotides long. RefSeq names its product atrial natriuretic peptide receptor 1. The transcript has 13 exons. Gene Ontology annotation, biological process: intracellular signal transduction; cGMP biosynthetic process; protein phosphorylation. Lineage: Eukaryota; Metazoa; Arthropoda; Insecta; Diptera; Drosophilidae. Gene Ontology annotation, molecular function: ATP binding; guanylate cyclase activity; protein kinase activity. Bases 1 to 3471 code for a protein of 1156 amino acids. Gene Ontology annotation, cellular component: membrane. The record is from RefSeq and is a predicted model, not a curated record.
AUGUGGUUGAUCCUUAUGUGCCUGUUGCCCAUUGCCGGCUUUAGUGUGCAUCAAAGCCAUCGCCGCAACGAUGUGGGCUUUUGGCCAGGCCGAGACUUUAGUGUGGAAAGCAUAAGCCAACAGGCCAGGUCAAGCAAUGGUCAUACCAAUGGAAAUCUUAAUGCCAGCAUCGAUAUUAAUGUCUUUGAGCGUUUGAGAGAUACAAAAACGCAAUCUGGAGGCGACAUUAGUAAAAUGCGUGUCUAUAAUGUGGGCGUACUAAUGGCCUCCCAUUUGGAUUCACCUUUUGAUCUGGAGCGCUGUGGGCCAGCUGUUGAUUUGGCCUUGGAUCAGAUUAACAAGCGUUUUCUCAGUCCGCACAACAUAAGGCUGGUGAAAAAGAAGGCAAGCUACCCCUCCUGCUCGGGUGCCAGAGCACCAGGACUUGCUGCGGAUAUGCAUUUCAAGGACGAUGUCAUUGCGUUUAUAGGACCUGCCUGCGCUUUUGCGCUCGAGCCCGUUGCUCGCCUGGCCGCCUACUGGAAUACGCCCAUCAUCACGGGCAUGGGCGAUCAGCCACCUUCCUCUGAGGGCGAACUAACUGUCACCUCUGGCAUCUUGGGUCGCAUACACAAGUGGAAAAAUGAGAGCACGGGCAUGUUCAAAGAUAAAUCCAAGUAUCCCACACUGACUCGCAUGUCCUAUUGUCAGUGUCGUUUGAAAUUGGUCUUUGCCAGCGUAUUUCGUCAGUUCAACUGGAAGCAUGUGGCUUUGUUGGUAGAUCGCUCCGAGCUCUUUAGCUUAACCGUUGGCAAGAAUCUGGAGUAUGGACUGCGACAAGAGGGCUUGCUAAGCUUUGUGCGUGAGCUCAAUGGCAAUGAGGAGGAGAAAUAUGAAAACUAUCUUAAGGAUGCCAGCAUGUAUGCGCGUGUGGUAAUCCUAUCGGUGCGUGGUGUGCUGGUGCGUAAAUUUAUGCUAGCUGCGCAUAAUCUGGGCAUGACUAAUGGUGAGUGGGUUUUUCUGGAUGUGGAGAUCUUUCAAAGCGCCUACUGGGGCGACAAGGACUGGGAAAUGGGCGAUGAGAACGAUCAGCGCGCACGCAAGGCUUAUGAGGCUUUGCUGCGCGUCUCGCUGCUGCAACCUACGAGUCCCACCUUUCAGGACUUUGCGGACAAUGUGCGCGAUAAUGCGCUCUCCGAGUACAAUUACACUUUUGGCGAGGGCGAGGAGGUAAACUUUUUCAUCGGCGCCUUCUAUGAUGGCGUCUAUCUGCUGGGCAUGGCGCUAAACGAAACGUUGACCGAGGGUGGCGAUAUCAGGGAUGGUGUCAACAUAACGCGGCGCAUGUGGAAUCGCACUUUUCGUGGCAUUACGGGACAUGUGCGCAUCGAUGAUAAUGGCGAUCGAGAUGCGGACUACUCUAUACUGGAUUUGGAUCCCAUAAAUGGAAAGUUUUCGGUGGUAGCGCAUUACUAUGGCUUACAUAGAAAAUAUGCUGCUGCACCGGGAAAGAAAAUACAUUGGCCUGGAGGUCGGGAGGAACCUCCACCAGAUAUACCACCCUGUGGAUUUUUAGGCAAUUCGCCAGACUGUCAUGGCAAUGAAACUACCAUUAUGUAUUCCAUUUUUGGUCUUGCAUUGUUCUUGGCUUUGGUCUUUUUGGUCAUUUGUUUGCUGCAAAAGCAAAUGAAGCUUAGCAAGGAGCUGCACAACAUGUCCUGGCGCGUGCGUCCUGACGAUGUGCUCAUCGAAAUGGGUGGCAUGUUUGGCUCCAAGGGCGGCCUACAGCGCCUGGAUGUGGAAAAUAUAUCACUGCAACAGUUUGGCAUACACUCGGGACGCGCUUCCAUUGCCAGCUUUGCCUCGCUGCCGCCACAGGUCUACACCACGAUAGGACAAUUUAAAGGCGAGCGUGUGGCUAUCAAAAAAGUGAAUGUAAAGAAGGUGGAGGUUACUUCGACGCUGCUUUGGGAGAUUAAGCAGGCGCGCGAUGUUAGUCAUGAGAACACAGUGCGCUUUGUUGGCGCCUGCAUUGAUCUGCCACGCCCCACGGUGCUUAUACUAACGGAAUAUUGCUCGCGCGGCAGCUUGAGAGACGUGUUGGAGAACGAGGCCAUUGAGCUGGACUGGAAUUUUCGCAUGUCGCUUAUACAUGACAUUGUCAAAGGCAUGAGCUAUCUGCAUAAUAGCGAUGUCGUCGCUCACGGCAAAUUGAGAUCUUGCAACUGUCUCAUCGAUGGACGCUUUGUGCUGAAAAUCUCGGACUUUGGACUGAAUACGCUGACCACGCCUUCGGACUUUGUGCGCGACCAAAACUAUUACACUAAGCUGCUUUGGAUAGCGCCUGAGCUAUUGCCCAUGACUUCCAUACCCGGCUGCCCGGCUACGCAGCGUGGUGAUGUCUACUCCUUUGCCAUUAUACUGGAGGAAAUUGUUAAUCGCGGUGGUCCCUAUCAGGAAGCUCGUCAACAAGGCAUGGAUGUGCAUACCAUACUGCAUAAAGUGCGUCAAUGUGAAUAUCCGCCGUUUCGUCCGCUUAUACGGGAACGUGAAUGUCCGCCGGACUUGCUGGUGCUAAUGGAGAAAUGCUGGGCAGAUAAUCAGGAAGAGCGUCCUGCAUUUUCAACCAUACGCAGCAACAUACGCACUAUUAUGAAAGGUUUCUGUGAGAAUCUGAUGGACGACUUGCUCAAUCGCAUGGAGCAUUAUGCCAACAAUUUGGAAAGCCUGGUGGAGGAGAAAACGCGUCAACUUAGCUUGGAAAAGCAACGCACCGAGGAGCUACUGUAUCAGAUACUGCCACGCCCUGUGGCGCAACAACUAAUGGCAGGCGAUAUUGUAGAACCCGAGGAGUUCAGCAGUGUCACCAUUUAUUUCAGUGAUAUUGUAGGCUUUACCGAACUCUGUGCACGCAGCACACCCAUGGAUGUGGUCAACUUUCUUAACGAUCUCUACAGCACUUUCGAUCGCAUUAUUGGCUUCUAUGAUGUCUACAAGGUGGAGACUAUUGGCGAUGCCUAUUUGGUGGUCUCUGGCCUACCUGAACCCAAUGGCGACAAGCACGCACGUGAAAUCGCUUUAAUGGCCUUGGACAUACUCAAAGCUGUCUGCUCUUUCAAUCUGCGCCAUCAACCCGACUACAAGAUACAGAUACGCAUAGGCAUGCACUCGGGCUCGGUGUGUGCUGGUGUCGUUGGCAAAAAGAUGCCACACUACUGCCUCUUUGGCGAUACAGUUAAUACAGCUUCACGUCUGGAAACUACAGGACAGCCGGGCAAAAUUCAUGUCUCCUCUGCCACCAAGCUUAUACUCGAUAAAUUCGGCACCUUUCAAUUGGAGCAGCGUGGCGAUGUGGAGCUCAAAGGCAAAGGUACUGUAACCACAUUCUGGCUGAACAGCACCACCGAGGCUGAGGCACGACCCAGUACUCCACCACUUUUAAGCAACGAUGAGGUGCCGUUUCCUUUGCUCUUUGCCGGCAUGGGCAAGUAA